UGACUUGUACUAGGCUUGGAGAGUUGGAGUCUUACAUAUAUAAUCAUGCAUAUGUUACGCUUGGUUUCAGUUUCCAAUAUAUAGUGACCGACUCCAUUGAAGCACCUUCAUGUUGGGAGCUAGAGCACACCCAGAACCAUUUGCUACAGACAUCUAGAGGCGGGCGUUGCAUUGCUCAUUGGCGAGCGCACUAGGCACGAUCAUAUCAGUCCUCGAUCGAUCAGUUAAUCCAUGGAGCUUGAUGGUUACUGCUUCGCGUUGAGGUCAGAGCUUGAUAUCAGGGGCAUAAAUGCAACAUUGGCCUUAUGGUCUAACCGCACAAGGGAUUUUUGGAAGAGUCCUAGGGUAACAUUUAUCCGGAUUGAAGGGCUUGUAGUAGCGGCUGCUAUCAUGGUGUUAUUCCUGGCCAUCUUUGGGUCCUGGCGUCGGAAAAGAAGAUCCUUAUUUAUCCAAAAAGGAGUCUUGGGCGCAUACAUCUUGUCGUCCUCCUUGGUAACAUACCUACUUGGUUCGAUGCAGUCUUCCGUGGUGAAGAGCAGCAUGUACCCGAUUUGGGCGGUAUCCCUCUACACUCUCAUCGGUUGUGCCGACUCCAUCACUGCUUACAGUCUAGACGACAACAAAGAACUCUCCAGACAGCUCUAUCAGUUUGGGCUGAAUACUGCAUAUGUGUUGUUCCUUAUUUUCACUGUAUCAUCGAAUAAUGGUUACAUCCCAGUUGCAUUGCUGGGUCUGAUAGCUGAGAUCAAGUUUUCUCAUAGAUUGUCUGCAUCUCAAGUGGCGAGCGUCUCUUGGAACUUGAACAAAAUGGUUGCAGACUACAUGUAUCAGGAGCACUCCAAGAGUGAACCAGCUUAUGAUCCAGCCAGCAUGAAAGGCUACCAUUACCUAGUUGACUGGCCCCUGAGGAGUGACUCGGAGCUUGAAGCUGGCAUCUUGUGUGCAUCAGACUUAAAAGCGGAUGCUCAAGUCAUUCACAUAGAGAAGGUAUGGCAGUGCAAGCACAGGUCACUAAGCGAAGAGCUGAAGUACACAUGCCUUUCCUUCUCUCUUUUCCAUCUGUUGCGAAGGCGCUUCUUUGGGUUUGAGUGCAGUGAAUCUUCUUUUCAACCCAAGACGCAUGAUUUCGUCUUCAAGGGGCUUCUAUUAUUGAAGAAUGAGGAUGGCGUCAUCAGCUACAACCAGGCCUUCAAGGUUAUUGAAGUUGAGCUAGCUUUUAUGUAUGAUUUCUUCUUCACCAAGUAUGCUGCGGUUUAUUAUGGAUCAUGGCAUAGAACAUUCAUGCCCGUGGCGUCAGCCUGCUUAGUACCUGUAAUAGCCUAUCUGACAGUCAGUCGUGUGCUAAAGAUUCCCUCUGGCAUGGAGAGGGGCACUGUCCUGGACACCACAAGAGCCGAUGUUGUUAUCACCGUAGCAAUACUUGUGUGCAUUGCUUUGCUUGAAGUGCUACAGGUGCUGUAUUACUGGACAACCAUUUGGGGAAGAGUAUCUUUGGCUUGCCAGUAUGUCAGGGAACAGGCACAGAACAAACAGAGAGGUUGUUGCAUGAGAUUUAAAGAGAUCCUCGCUAAAAUUGGUGCCUCCAUGUCAAACGAACGCUAUUUUGAAGGAAAGCUUGGGCAGUACUCGUUACUGGAGGAAUCAGUGAGCUGGUAUCAUAAUCUCUCCAAGCAUUACUUCGUGAAUACUAUUGUAGAAAAAGUUAUGGCUAGUACAGACCCCAUGAUCUAUCAUCCAUAUAAUUAUCAUCCAUGGAGAGAGGUGAGGAAACAUAUCAGGGUGCCUGAGGAAGUAAAGGAAGCAGUUGUGCAGUCCCUUGAACGCACUGAUGGUAAACUAACCAAUGGAGCAUCAUCCUUGGAGCACAACAGAGCAUCUCACCUCUCAUGGGCUUGCAGGGACUCAGAAUCGAUCGUGAGCUGCCCCCAGAAAAAGGAGAAUCAGGCUUGCUGCAUUUUGACUUGGCACAUUGCGACAUGUUACUCUGAGAUGGCAACACUGAAGCAUUUUCCCGCAAGUGUAGGGGGGGAACUCAAGGUCCAUUUUGACGUCGCCACGACGUUGUCCAAAUACUGCGCCUACCUGGUGGUCUCACAACCCAAGCUUCUCCCGGGGCACCACUAUGAUACAAGGCGUGUGUUUGAAGCAGUUGCCAAGGAAGCACUUGGCUUCCUUGGGGACAACAAAGACAAGUACGAGGCCAUGAGGAGUCUUGUGGUGGAAGGAGAGACGCCAGAACCAAAAGAAACUAUCUUCCACAAGGGCGUCAGGCUGGGGAAGCGGCUGGGGACGAUGGAGGAGGGCGCCCGCUGGAAGGUGCUGGCGGAUUUCUGGGCGGAGAUGCUGCUCUACGUCGCGCCAUUGGAUAACGUGAAGGAGCAUUUCGAGUGCCUCACACGGGGCGGCGAGUUCGUCACCUAUCUGUGGGCUCUGGUCUCUCAUGCCGGCAUCCUAAAGCGGGAGGACCAUCUGGUUGGAGUUGGAGGGGUGUGAUUGUAAUCCACGGCGGCGACCUUCUCUGCUGGAGCUGGAGCCUGGACCUGCUAGCUACAGCAGGGCACAGGCACAGGCACUCUCCACUACUGUAUUCUUGUUCUUGUGUGUGCUUGCAUUUGCUUGCGGCGAUGCUACUACUAGAGUAACAUAUAUAAUUAAUAGUCCUGUACUGUUGUGGGUGUGCCCGUGGCUUGGUUAGGUUGUGGCAUGUUUUGUUUGUAAGUCUGAACCAGAACCCUUGGUCGUGUGUUUUUGUCUCAGCAUCCAUGCAGUUUCUCUUA
This is a messenger RNA of Panicum virgatum (switchgrass), 2777 nucleotides long. RefSeq lists its product as uncharacterized. The transcript is spliced from 2 exons. Lineage: Eukaryota; Viridiplantae; Streptophyta; Magnoliopsida; Poales; Poaceae. The coding region runs from base 232 to 2493 and encodes 753 amino acids. The record is from RefSeq and is a predicted model, not a curated record.